Molecule: messenger RNA, 3588 nt
Organism: Drosophila guanche
Lineage: Eukaryota; Metazoa; Arthropoda; Insecta; Diptera; Drosophilidae
Gene: Pits
Product: interferon regulatory factor 2-binding protein 1
Exons: 4
Coding region: 1275-3059 (594 amino acids)
Biological process (GO): regulation of transcription by RNA polymerase II
Cellular component (GO): nucleus
Molecular function (GO): transcription corepressor activity
Source: RefSeq, a predicted model, not a curated record
GGUUUUACAAGCAUCGCCAGCCGAACGUGCCGGACCAAAGGGAACAACAGAAAGUUGAAUGAAUUCGGAAACGUCCGUUGAUAGUUGAUAUAUCCCAGAAAAAUCUCCAUAUUUGCAACAAAAAUAUCACCCACACAUAUAUGUAGUAAAAAAAAUAUAUCAACAUUCGAUAUAUAUGUAUGUAUGUACAUACCUACCGUGCACAACGACAACGCAACCCCAGAAAAUAACGAACGACGUCGUGCCGAGUGCUCUGUACACCGUGUGUUUAGUUUUUUUGUUUUCCUAAGUAAAUACUAAAUAAAACUUAAUAAAAUAAUUAAUAAGUGCGUCAAGUUGAGUCCGUACUCCGGAAUUGGGUUCGAUUGGUUCCUCCACGUUUUUUGGCGUCGUCGGCUGUACGUGUCUUGCUCGCUCUAUCUCUCUCUCCCUCUCUAUCUGUCCUGCUCCGCAUGCAAGCGCAACGAAACGAACAAGAAACAGAAAACGUAAACGCGUACGUACACAUCUGCAUGUGCGAGUGUGUGUGUGUGUGUAUGAAUGCCGCAGCGCAAUAGAAAAAUUAAAUGAAAGAAAACAUGAGACAAGAGAAGAGAGCAGUACGCAACCGAAGUCCUCCCAAAAUAAUUGUUUUACCAUUGUUUUUUGUGUGUAGGGCUAAAUAAAAUACACAAAAAUAUAAACAAACAAAAUAAGCGUAUAAAGUAAAUGAAAAACAACUGUAAAGUAAUGGCCAUGUGUGUGAUGGCCUGGCCCAUGUACGUGUGCGUGUGCGAAAAUCAAUAACAAAAGGCAAAGCACGAAACAUACAAAAAACGAGUGAGUGGUGUGUGUUUGUGUAUGAAGGCGAUAAAGGGGGAUAAAAUGAACAAGCAGCCGCCCGUGUGCCCAAGAGCAAUGCGUCGCCGGUUCCAGUUCAAAUCCGAAUCCGAAUCUUUGCAACGGCAAUUUCUGAACAUUCACAUCAAAAGCAAUUGAAAAAACAAAACGCUAAACAAAACGAAACGAAGCCUCAAGAAGGAGGAUAAAGCAAAACAGGAAGAACAACCCCAGAAGAAAAACAGUUGGUGAGAAGAGCAAUAGCAGCAGAGACGCCAACGCCGACGCCAAAAGUAGGGCGACUUGCGCGCGUAAAUUUGGGUCGUCGACUGCAACUGCAACAGCAGCAGCAGCGGCACAAACAACAGCACAUCCAGUGGGCAUUCCAUUGGAGGAUUUCCAGUGUUCCAUCGCAACGCCCCCUCCAUUCUCUCUUCAAUCAAAAUUAUCGCAAAAUGUCGCUCCAAACGAAACGACAGCACUGUUACCUAUGUGACCUGCCCCGCAUGCCCUGGGCCAUGAUCAAUGACUUCACGGAGGCGGUGUGUCGCGGCUGCGUCAACUAUGAGGGUGCCGACCGAAUCGAGGUGGUGCUGGACGCCGCCCGGCAGAUGAAGCGCCUCCAUCCGAGCAGCAAGCGUGCUCACGAGAACGGCGAAGUGGUCGUCCUUCAGCAGCAACAGCAGACAGUGGCCGGCCUCCAGCAGGUACCAGGAUCGCAUCGUGGAGCGCCUAGUAGCAGUGCCGGCGGACCUGGUCCGUCCGGCGCCCCUGGUGGACCCCUCUCGCUGGGCGGCAGCUCCGCUGCAGUGGCUGCAGUUAUGCAUCAUGCCGCCGUGGCGGCCGCCUACCAGAUGCCCGUUCCACGCAUCGGACCGCCGCCGCAGCAGACCACCAGCCUCAUGGACUAUCCGGUCAAAUUAGAAGCGUCGCCGCAUGACGGGUCUGGCGGAGUGCGACCUGUCCGCAUCUCCCACAUGACGCCCCACCAUAUGCCGCCCAACUCGGGCCAAAGGGCCUCCUCCGUGGCCCAGCAGCAACAGCAGCAGCAGCAACAACAGCAGCAACAGUCCGGUGUGGGCGGGGGUAUGACCGGCGGUGGAGCCGGCAAUGGACCCACGCUACCACCCGCCCUUUCCGUCAAUCUAAAGCGUCCCUCCUCCGAGGAUGUGGACGAUCAGCAGCAACCUCAUGGCCCCCACGCAGUUGUCCCAUCGGAUGGAGCUGGUCCACCUGGCGUCAAGAGAAGCGCCCUUGACGAUCCCAGCGGCGUCCGGCCGCCCCUCACACGUGGAGAAUCACUGCCCGCCGCCGUCAGCUACGUACCAGAGCGGCAGCUUAAUUUGCGGGACAAGCAGCAGCCUGUACGGGCUCCCAGCUUCGAUGCUUCGACCUUCAAAGCAGGCGAUCACCUAUCACCGGCCAGUCGACGAAAUGGGUCUAGCCCGCCCUCGGGACCGCUGCCCCCACGAAGCGUACACUCGCCUAAUAGUUCGGGCUCCUCGUCGGGUCGGCGAUCGUCAGGCUCCCGACACGUGUCUAGCACAACAGUCACAAGCACAGAUGUGGGCGGUGCAAAUGCCGGGCAGACGUCCGUGCCCGGUGGCCUGGGCGGCGGAAGUGGCAACGGAGGAGGAACCGGUUCUUUGGGUGUACCGGGCGGCGGCAGCAGCUCCCAACUGUCCACUGGCAGUGCCACAUCUGGCAACACAGGACCUUCAUCGAUGCCGCCAGGUGCGGGGGCCGGCGACGGCAGCACGGCCGGGGGCAGUAAUGGCGGCACCGGCAUCGGCGGUGGCGGUCCAUCCGGAAGUAAUGGCAGCGGAGCAGUGAAUCCCGGACCUGGGAGCAGUGGCAGUCAGGGCACGCCAGGCAUGGGCAGCGGUGGGGGAGCUGGUGCCGGGAUUAGUGGGGCGCCGGGCGGCAGUGCUGCGUCAAAUUCAGCAGCAGCGGCAGCGGCUGCGGCCGCUCAGAAUGCAACGCUUAAGUGCACCUUAUGCCAGGAGCGGCUCGAGGACACGCACUUUGUCCAGUGUCCUUCGGUGAAUCAUCACAAGUUCUGUUUCCCCUGUAGCCGCGAGAGCAUCAAGCGGCAGAAUGGACUGGGCAACGAGGUGUACUGUCCGAGCGGGGACCGCUGCCCUCUGGCGAACUCCACAAUACCGUGGGCGUUUAUGCAGGGCGAGAUCACCACCAUACUGGGCGAGGAGGUGAAGGUUAAGAAGGAGCGCGAGUCUUAAUGUCCGUUUUACUGUAAAAAGCUGCGCAGAGCUUUGGAGCACUUUUGAGAGAAUUGUGUGUGUGUGUGUGUGCGUGUGUGAUCUCUCUUUCCCUUUAUAACUCUCGUUCGCACACUCACUCGCCAAAACUCUCCCUCUCUCCCUCCCUAUUGCACACGGUGCCCUCCAGCUGGAGUACACUGUGUGAUGUGAGUAGGUGAGGUGAGUGCUUGAGAGGCAACAUUUUGUACGUGGCAACCGCAGCCAGUGACUCCGGCGGCGGUGGUAACGUUAGCGGUUAGCGGAGAGCAGUCAGCAUUAAAAGCUUUCCCUGUCAUUGUCAAUGGCGACCGACCGAGCGAUCGCUAGACCGACCGAUCAAUGAACAACAAUAAUUUUGUAGGAGUAGGCAGCAAAGAAGAACCGCUGGGAGCAUGUUCCACCAGAUUGUAGGGGAACCCCACAAACAAAACAAAAAAAAGGAAUCAAAUCAGAGGCGUAAGCAGAAAUAUAAAAUCAAGCCGUAGAACGGGAAUAACACCAACCAUAC